CUUGUCUCCUGUUUCUGCAGAGUAUUUGUUACCUGAUAAUGAGUGCCUCCACGUAUACCUUCAUAAUGAUGUGGGAGUACAGCCAUUACCUGCUGUUCGUACAGGCCUUGGUUCUGUCGCUGCUUGAUGGUCUAUCCAUGGUCCACAAAGACAAGGUGUAUGAAAUACAUAGAAUGUACUUAUUUGCUGUAUUCGUUGGGUAUCUACUCCAAUUUGAGAAUUCUGCACUACUAACCUCUCCGUUGAUUAGCCUUGUGGCAGGUUCAAUGAUUGCCAAAAGCCUUCAGAUUAGUGUAAAAAAGGGCACAUUCAGAGCAAAAGUGAUGAAGAUAAUGUAUUUUUAUUUGGCGUUCACGAUAGCAGUAUCACUUAAUUUUUUUAUAAGGUCUGUGGUUCCCCAUAAAGAAAAUUGGCAAAUUAUGAAACUCCUUGAAGUAAAAUUUGGGCUUAACAUAACCAAAAACUUCACAGUAAAUUGGCUGCUGUGCCAGGAUUCCUUGCAGCCUCCAUCGCAGGACUAUAUUUUACGGCUCACACAGUCCUCCCUUUUGCCUUUCUAUUUGCUGGUGUUGCUGAUCUGUGUCUUUUCAGUGCUUCAAGGCGUGUUUCGGAGGAUUCGGGGUGGACAAAGAAGUGAUAAUUUCAAACUUGAGGAGGGCAGGAUAGGGGAAAGACCAGAGGUCAUCUACCAUGUGGUUCAGACUAUUGUGCUGGGGCUUUUUGCCAUGAUCUUUGAAGGUAUGAAGUAUCUAUGGACGCCCUAUGUGUGCAUGCUUGCUGCCUUUGGGGUGUGCUCACCUGAACUUUGGACAACACUUUUCAAGUGGAUUCGGUUAAAAACUGUACAUCCAGUGAUGCUGGCUCUCAUUUUAAGUGUUGCAGUCCCUACUGUUAUUGGAUUCAGUCUAUGGCGGGAGUUUGUUCCUAAGAUCGUUGCAGAGCUUUCAGAAAUGGAUCAGCAUUACGAGUCAGACACUAUUGAACUCAUGAACUGGAUCAAGGGGCAGGCUCCUCUUGCUGCAGUAUUUGCUGGAAGCCCACAGUUAAUGGGUGUGAUCAAGCUUUGCACGGGUUGGAUGGUAACCAGCCUCCCAGUCUAUAAUGAUGAAGACUUCAUGAAAAGGAACGAAAAU
Molecule: messenger RNA, 1133 nt
Organism: Bombina bombina (fire-bellied toad)
Lineage: Eukaryota; Metazoa; Chordata; Amphibia; Anura; Bombinatoridae
Gene: DPY19L4
Product: dpy-19 like 4
Cellular component (GO): nuclear inner membrane
Molecular function (GO): mannosyltransferase activity
Source: RefSeq, a predicted model, not a curated record